Patiria miniata (bat star) is the source of this 2432-nucleotide messenger RNA. Its product is annotated as 72 kDa type IV collagenase-like. Gene Ontology annotation, cellular component: extracellular matrix. NCBI's taxonomy places the organism in Eukaryota, Metazoa, Echinodermata, Asteroidea, Valvatida, Asterinidae. Bases 246 to 1766 code for a protein of 506 amino acids. Gene Ontology annotation, biological process: extracellular matrix organization; collagen catabolic process; proteolysis. The transcript is spliced from 9 exons. Gene Ontology annotation, molecular function: zinc ion binding; metalloendopeptidase activity. The record is from RefSeq and is a predicted model, not a curated record.
UUUGGAUGUGUUGACGCUGUGUUGACGCCGUGUUGACGCUUUGGAGUGUGUUGAAACUGUUUGACGCUUUUUAGUAUGACCGCGAAAACAUCACGGCAAGAAAGUAUCACGCAUCUACACUGUCUGGUGAAAGACGAAGCUAAGGAAAGUUUGAUUUGCGACGUGCCUGCCAAAUUUCUUUAGACAAUCGCUUUCGAAUCGUCUUGAGAGUGGCAUCGCUAAACACGCAGGAAUAAACAGCCAGCAUGUUGCUGUUAUCUUUGCUGAUGGUCAGCGCAGCCGCCGCAGUGACCGAAACUGCUAUUGUGGAUUCCUCAGACGAUGCAGUGAGUUACCUGACUAAAUACGGCUAUUUGCAACCAGGGAAACCCGUAGGGAGCGGAGAUUUGAACAGGGGCAUUUGCCAUUUCCAGUAUAUGGCUGGUCUCAACCAAACAUGCGAACUGGACGAGUCAACCAUCGCUAUGAUGAACAAACCCCGAUGUGGUAUGCCAGACAUCAUUGAAAACGGUCCGGAUCCUAGACGUGCGAAGCGCUAUUCAUAUGUGAGGGCAUGGCCCACUAGUGCCGUGACCUUCCGCAUCGACUCCGUGACAUCUGACAUCCCCCGCAGAGAGGACGUAGAAGAAACAUUCGUCCGUGCCCUUCAGUUUUGGUCGAAUGCCUCCUCACUCACAUUCACGCGUGUGUUUGGCGACACGCCGGCCAACAUCGUCAUCAACUUUUUUAAGAGGGCGCACGGGGACGGUGCCCGUUUCGAUGGACGGGGAGGUGUUCUAGCGCACGCCUAUUUCCCCUUGGACGGUCGAGUGCAUUUAGACGAGGACGAAUAUUGGACCAUCGACGGCGACCCGGGAACUGACCUCCUGUGGGUUGCGGUGCAUGAGUUUGGCCACGCCCUUGGCCUUGGCCACACCCAUGUCGAUGAAGCAGUAAUGGCACCAGUCUACAGUGGAUAUGUCUCCAACCUGCAGCUGAACGACGAUGACAUUGCCGGCAUUCAGGCACUAUAUGGCGACGGAUCUGCAACCUCGGGUCCUCCCGACGAAGACAUGUCACCAAUUCCAGGAAGCUGUACUGGCAUCGUGGACGCGGUCACCACCACACGAGAUCGAAGCACCUACACAUUUGAAGGAAAUCUAGUGUGGAAAUUUGAGAGAAGGACUAGCCAAAUAGCUACGGGAUUUCCAAAACCCAUCAACCAGGUAUUCCCAGGACUACCUGACAACAUAGACGCAGCACUGUACUACCCACCUUAUGGAAAGACUUAUAUCUUCAAGGGGAGUCAGUAUUGGCGAACUGACAAUGAAGUUGUUGAUACCGGGUACCCACGUGAUAUAUCGUCCGACUGGAGUGGUUUGCCAAAUGACCUCGAUGCUGCCUUCAUCUGGCGCAGAAAUGGCCGCAUCUAUUUCUUCAAAGGGGAUCAGUACUAUCGCUACAAUGGUCGUGUGGAAGGUGGCUACCCUCGCCCAUCCAGCGUCUGGCGCAUACCGGGGAAUCGAAUCGGGGCGGCCGUGCAGUGGCUCAAUCGGCGCACUUAUUUCUUCCACCCGAGCGGAGAGUACUACAGGUUCAACGACUGGCGGUUCCGGGUGGACCGCGGGUACCCGAAAUCCGUGGCCCCGAUCUGGCAAGGGUGUCCCGGCAAUCUGAUGGACCUGAUGGAAUUAAACGCUGAGGAGAGCGGUGUGAGCGGUCUAGCACCCAGUCUCCUUGCCUUGAUCAUGUCUACUGUGCUAGCGGUAAAUUUCGUGAAGUACUGAUAGACCCGUGAGAUCGAGUACCAGACCACUAGGUCACUCACUCCUUACUUACCGUCUGCGUCUUUUUUUUAACAGUAAUAACCGAAGAUAUGCAAAUGGCAUAUAAGACCAAGGACGUGCACAUGCAUUAUAUAACGUAAACUAAUUAUUCAUGGAUUUUAUCAGCACGUAAAGUGUUCAUAAAAAAUAUUAAUUGAAGUGUAUAAUCAUUGCAGUACCUGUGUGAUUUUGUAUCCUAAUUGUCAUAAUACAUGUUUAAAUAGACGGGGGAAAGAUAUUUUUAACCAUACGUUUUACUUAAUUAAUGGAAUGUUUGUGUGUGGUGAUAACUGAUUUGAACUCAUCACGUCUGUGGUAAUAUUUUUAAUAACACGUAUUAUGAGCUAACAUUCAGUUAAAUCUUUUACAAUUAUCUUAUGUAUAACUGAUUUUAUACAACUGUUUUGACAUGUUUAUAAUACCCAUACCCCCCCCCGAAAAAGCAUGUUUAUCUCGAAAUUUAAAGCAGACUUUUCAUAGGUAACAUAGUUAUCAGGUGACCACACACAAGGAUUUUAAUUAUUUCCAGUGACAUGGAUUCUUUUUAUUGAAUAUUUUUGCAUGUUUUACGGAUCAGUAAACUAUAUGUUCGAUUUCCAUAAUAAACAAGGAAAGAUACAGCACUCA